AGAUUUGUUUUAUUUGAUGUUAAAUUCGACAAUACAAAUACAAACUCAAAUUCAAGCCCUCACUCUCUUACAUCUCUUUCUCUCUCCUCUCUCCUCUCUCCUCUCUCUUCUCUCUCCAGAAGGCAAAACCCUAAAAGACCUGUUUGCCCACACACAACUCCCAUGGAUGAUGAUGGAUUAAACAUGCGGAAUUGGGGAUAUUACGAACCUUCAUUCAAAGAACACCUCGGCUUACAACUAAUGUCUCCAAUAGUCGACCACAGAGACACAAAACCCUUCCUCUCAUCACGUGAAAACCCAAUCAUAAUGAACCCAAACAUGACACCAUAUCAUCGCUCUUCAAUCCCAUCUGAGCCACCAAUCCCACUUCACUACAUGAGAGAUGGUUGGAUCCAAAGAGAAAGACUCCUCCAUAUGCUUCCAGGAAACCCUAGUUUCUCAAUCAUCCCCGAUACUUCCACCUCCCAAUCAAUGCACAUGAUGCCACCAGCUCCACCACCCGAUUCCACAAAAGAACUCGGAAUGAACCUUGAAGACCUCCAAGCACCACCUGACGGCAGUGACACUGGUGGCGGCGGUGGUGGUGGUGGUUCUGUAAAGAAAAGAGGAGCAGGAGCCACAGUGAGUGCUACUCCAAAACAACCAAGAGCUAAGAAACCAAAGAAAGCAGCUUCUAUACCAAAAGAAACAGGGAAUCAAAGGUCAAAAUCAAUCAAGAGGAAUAUGGAUGUGGUGAUAAAUGGAAUAGACAUGGAUAUAUCUGGGAUUCCUAUACCUGUUUGUUCAUGUACAGGGGUCCCACAACAGUGUUACAGAUGGGGUGCAGGUGGGUGGCAAUCAGCUUGUUGCACCACCACCAUAUCCAUGUAUCCACUACCAAUGAGCACAAAACGCAGGGGAGCUAGAAUUGCAGGGAGGAAGAUGAGUCAAGGGGCAUUCAAGAAAGUGUUGGAGAAACUUGGAUCUGAAAGCUAUAACUUUGCUAAUGCAAUUGACCUAAGGGCACAUUGGGCAAAACAUGGCACAAACAAGUUUGUCACUAUCAGGUAAACUGAAAACUGAAAGACUUGUUUGGUGUUUUAACUUGUAUAUAUAUGUCUGUGGCCCUUUGCAGAGGUUAAAAUGGUAAUUUUUACCUCUGUUAAUCCAUGAAUUUUCGGGUCAUGAAUCAUGAUACCCAGUUUUUCAGAGCAUUUAGAUGUUUGAGGUUACUAUAACAUUGUUUCAAAUUAUGCUAAAAAAAUGCCAGUUUCUUGGCUCUUAUUAAUGGUAGAAUUAUGGUUCUUUUUA
This is a messenger RNA of Lactuca sativa (garden lettuce), 1290 nucleotides long. Its product is annotated as protein BASIC PENTACYSTEINE2. Gene Ontology annotation, biological process: response to ethylene. Gene Ontology annotation, cellular component: nucleus. The record is from RefSeq and is a predicted model, not a curated record. Gene Ontology annotation, molecular function: DNA-binding transcription factor activity; sequence-specific DNA binding. Lineage: Eukaryota; Viridiplantae; Streptophyta; Magnoliopsida; Asterales; Asteraceae.